Messenger RNA from Prunus armeniaca (apricot), 936 nucleotides. The record is from the annotation of a GenBank genome assembly. Lineage: Eukaryota; Viridiplantae; Streptophyta; Magnoliopsida; Rosales; Rosaceae.
AUGGAUUAUUUUGGACUUUGGGCUUAUGAUGCUGUUUUUUGCUUAGCCAUGGCAGUUGAAAAAAUUGGGUAUACAAGCUCUGAACUACAAAAGAGAUUGAAAGGCAUUGUUGGAGACAGUGGCGGAUCUAGGAUUCAAAAGUCAGAUUCACUCUCUGUUCCCAAGGGAUGGGAAGUCCCGACAGACGGUAAGAAGUUGAGAAUAGGAGUUCCUGUGAAGGUUGGUUUUACUGAGUUUGUUAAGGUAACCAAAAAUCCUAGAACAAACACAACGGAUGUCACUGGCUUCAGCAUUGACGUCUUCAAGGCUGCAGUGGAAUUAUUACCAUUCGCUCUUCCUUUCGACUUCAUUCCUUUUGCAAAACCUGAUGGCACCAGCGCUGGCUCUUACUACGAUCUGUGCUAUCAAGUAUAUCUUGGGAAGUUUGAUGCUGUGGUGGGGGAUACAACAAUUAGUGCAUAUAGGUCCUCAUAUGUAGACUUUACAAUGCCAUACACAGAAGCUGGAGUAGUAAUGGUUGUGCCAGUCAUAGACAACAGGAGGAAAAAUGCAUGGGCUUUCCUUGAGCCUUGGACAUGGGACCUUUGGCUAACAACUUCUUGUUUCUUCAUUUUUAUUGGGUUUUGUGGUUGUGCCAGUCUACACACAUGUCAAACUGUGAUUGGCCAUACUUUCAAGUAUUUUCUGGAAAGAGUUGGUAGCAACUUGGCUAGAUUCGUGAUGAGCAUGUGGAUAUUUGUUGUGCUAAUACUGACAAUAAACUACACAGCAAGUCUAGCGUCACUAUAUACAGUUCAGCAACUCCAGCCAAGUGUUACUGAUAUAAAGGAUCUUAUUAAGGGGUUUAGAACUAUGUGGGAAAUUGAUGAAGCUCUUUCAAAAGGAAGUGGAAAGGGUGGUGUUGCUGUGUUGAUCAAGCCCCCAAUACUGUUCUAA